Molecule: messenger RNA, 3265 nt
Organism: Zootermopsis nevadensis
Lineage: Eukaryota; Metazoa; Arthropoda; Insecta; Blattodea; Termopsidae
Source: RefSeq, a predicted model, not a curated record
UUGCGGUAGCAACUGGAAUUAAGUAGGAUUUAAUGUUCUCACGGGGGUGUUAAGACGGCUGUUGUUUGUUGUUUUUUCCUUGUAGAAGUUUACCAGCGUUUGGGAAGUCCUUGCAGCGUCCAUCAUUAGGGCAAAUGGUAUUAAACCAUGGUAGCAGCCACUGUGAACUGCCAAUUUGGUAACAACGUAGACUGGCAUCGCUCCUCCAGCGCGACCGUAGGAAUGGAAAGCACUCAGCCAUUGUUAGUAGCCAAUAUAGCCUGUACAGAAAGGUUCGUGGUUGGUCAAGGGUUGUUUGUGAGAUCCUAUCUACCAUUGUUGUGAAACCAGAGUAACGGUUCAAUUUGUGUACUAUGAGUGUGUUGCCUGCAGUAGAAAAUGCCGGCAAGACCAAACAUUCGGCAUGUGGCUUUUCCAAAGAAGAAUGUACCAGAUGCCAAGGGCAAAAAGAAUACAAAUGACAUACACAUCAGACUGAAAGUCCAUGACCGCCAGGAAGAACAGGUAAACAUUAAAGGCAGUAAAAUUCACAGUGAAAUCAAGACAGAAGGUACCAAAGCCGGUCCACGUGCUGGCAAAAUUCAUGAAUCACCAUACGCGCAAAAGAACAUGAAAAGAUUAAGACUUCCUGAGCGAAAGAAGCCAGCUUCAAGAGCAGGCGUAACAAGCAGCUCUAGAGCUCAGUUUCGUGCAGGAAAGAACGCCAGUUCACAGAGAAAUCCAGUACGUGGGAAACUGGGCUUGAGGGAAACGUACUCAGACGUUCGUGAAAGAGCACUGAAGUCAACAGGGGUGAAUUUGGGAUCAGAGGAAGAAACCGAACUGACCAAUUUCAGCAUGAUGACAUCUUUCAUAACAAACUUGCAACCAGACAUCAGACAUCUAGAGUUAAGACGUAAUGGGAUAGUCCAACAUGAUCUAACUCAACUGGAGACUAUUAAGCUGCUGCUGAAAUUACUGAAGAAGAAUCUAAAGGAGAGGGAGGAGGUCACCGUUAAAUAUUGGGAGAAAAUCGACAAAAUUACUGAAUGUUACAGAGCCGAAUUAAAUGAAGUGAUGGACAGAUUUGAUGCAGAGAGUAGGAAGAUAAGUGAGGAGUUCACGAUGCUGCACAAAUGCAUGUUGGAUCCAUUUUCGAAUAAGGAUGUGAAGGAACUUGCUUUUGAGAAGUUCUUCAACAGACACAAAAAGCAGGAAAACAAACAGACAGACGACACUAGCAUGGACGAAGAGGUUGCCUUUGUGAAUUACUUCGACAACCACAAAAAGCAGGAAAACAAACAGACAGACGGCCGUAGCAUAGACGAAGAAGUUUCCGUUGAGAAUUACUUCGACAAACACAAAAAGCAGAUAAACAAACAGACAGACGACCGUAGCAUUGAUGAAGAAACGGAAAACGAAGUCUCAGAGGAAGAGGUGUGGUCGUGCAAGGAGCUUGACCCACAGGAAGAGGGACACGGAGAUAACGUACCGCAUAUACACGUGUCUUUGAUACUGACGAAAGAGCAAGAAGACAAGAUGACGCUGACACCGCAGGUAACAGAUCAGCGGACAUUGCGUGAGCUGAACAGAAAAGCAGAUGAGGUAAAGGAGCAGAUCGAAGAAAUGGAUCAUGAAUUAACACACAGUGAACUGAAUUUUAUGGAUGAUGUGAUGAAGGAAGGGGAUAGAGACAAAGUAGAACGGAUUUUUUGUCUCAAUCAUCUGAUAGAAGAUAGUCGGCUGCCGAAUGGCAAAUGUAGCGUCUGUUCAAGCAAGAAUGAAGAUGAAUAUGUCAGUUGGAUUUCUUCCUGCCUGUUGGCGAAUAGGAGUCACGGCUUGUGUGGCGACGACCGCGAUCUGAUUAAUCGCCUGCUAUUUGGCAUUCUGCCAAACGAAACAGAUUGUAAGGAGAGGCAUACUUGCAAGACCACGAAUAAAAGAGACUUCCAACCAUCUCAAGUAAAUCGUCCCGCUACGUCCCAAUUCAGGCACUAGUGGGGAGCGGAGGUAUAGCUCUUGACCUUGGCACCAGAUGGGGGCGAGCGGUCAGCAUCACACCCCGGCUGCGCUUUACCCCCGGGAAAGGACCCCGGUACCCGUCGGACAGGAGGCCAUAGCAAUUGAAAAUUAUUAAAGUUAAAAAAGUUUCACUUUGAAGAUGACUUGUCUUCUAGAAUGUUGCGCUGCGUAGUGUGGUAGGAGUAUGCCGAUAUCUUGGGUGCUUACUGCCUCUGUCUUCAGGGUGAUGAGUAACCUCUGCAUGAGAAAUUGGAUUCAGAUUUUGUAACAUGUUGAGCAGGUCAAGACUGUUCUCAGGAUAAGGUUGGACGAACUCCAUUGCAUUCUUCGUGUGAUACAGAGAAAUCCCCAGCUGUCCUCUGGGCAUACUUGCCAGGCGGUGGAUUGGGACCCUGAUGAUGCUUGUAAGUCAUGAGGUUAGCAUUGGUUCACAGGGCCUGGAGUGCUCUCUCUACUUUCAGCUCUUGGGACUGAAAGCCGUAAGUUCUCUGCUGGAAGAGGCAGCAGCUGAGGCAGUCCAACAGGAAACACUUGGGAUCCGAGCGUUGUUUGUCCAAAGCUGAAGGAAGAGCUCUCUGUGUUCUGCAAACCAAAGCCAGCCUCACAGUCCACUGUCCUGAUGUGACGGUGGUUCUCGACACCAGUGAUUACAACCAAAGCAUUGCAGCCAUUUUAGUUAGGGGUGCCCAAGAACCACACUGUUGCCACAGAACAGAAGUAAGUUGUCACUUUCUGAGGAGAUUCCCAACAACUAUUACCACACGGUUUGAGCCCUCGUAUACUGCGAGGGGGGCCACCCUUAGGCCUAUCGCGAGCGCCAUUGGGGUCUCAUCUGACUGCUUGGUCCAACUUGAUCAGGUUGCUCAGACACAUCAGUUGUCAGUUAACCAGACUAUGCAGCGCAACAUCCCAGAAGCCAGUUGUCUUCUAUUCGACAAUGUGAGAACUGGAAUAUCACAGGAAUUGGUAACAGACUUUGGGUUUUUUGAAAUUAAAGAUGGAUUUAUUGUACAGGUAGCCCUCGAUUUGCGCCGGUCCAAUUUGCGCUGAUUCAGAAUAACAGCGAUUUUGAAACCAGAAAGUCAAUCACAUGAAAGAAUCCCAGUCAGUCGCGGGGACCAACUAAUUGCCGAAUGUAAGUGUAUAUUUUUUAAAUUCCCUUUAUUUUAUUUACGUUAUUUCAGAGCUUUAAAUGUAAUUCCAUUAUAUUACUCAUCAAUGUUUGGUGCUGGGAACGCGUGUCAUUGACUUCCCAUUGAUUUAC